This is a messenger RNA of Fukomys damarensis (Damara mole-rat), 2370 nucleotides long. RefSeq names its product solute carrier family 16 member 4 (gene Slc16a4). The transcript has 9 exons. Gene Ontology annotation, molecular function: monocarboxylic acid transmembrane transporter activity. Lineage: Eukaryota; Metazoa; Chordata; Mammalia; Rodentia; Bathyergidae. Bases 689 to 2185 code for a protein of 498 amino acids. The record is from RefSeq and is a predicted model, not a curated record. Gene Ontology annotation, biological process: transmembrane transport; monocarboxylic acid transport.
GGGAGGCAUCUGAAAUUAAGGUAAGCUGGUAUCAAAAGAACAAAAUGAGACUUGAAGCUCCACACGAGUAACCACAAUGUUCAAUGAAAAAAACCACACACACACACACACACACACACACGGGCUGAGUUUGGGGAAAACUGCCACGUGCACGUGCGUGUGCACAGAGGAUCAUCAAAUCCAGGGCCAAACACAGGCACAUGCUCUACCACUGAGCUAUGGCCCAAGCUUGCUCUAUUACUUUGUGGUCAAGGAAGUGUAUAUUUCUUUUCCAAAAUAAGCAAGUCUUCAGUCUCAUAAGGAACUUAAGGCACAUGUAUUGAUUGGAAUGCUGGAGUCCCAUCUCCUAGCUUUGAGCAGUCACCGGAAGGAUUUUCCCUUUGGUUUACUUAACAAUUACUUUUUGACCCGACAGUGAAAAUGUCUACCUUUUGAAGAACAGGGGGUGGGGCGGGCCUGAGACUCAAGUUUCAGCCUCUCCCCUUCCUCUCAGGAAGUAAAGUCCACCACUGGAGUGCCUAAACCAGCUCUGCUCUCGUUCUACAAUGCUCACUUGUUUUCACAGGGCAACGAAUGAAAUGUUUUAGAAAAAGAGUAAUAUUCUAAUAAUAUCACUUAUUUUUGCUUCUAAAUUGCUGUGACUGGUGUGUGAGACUCCUUUGCUGAAAACCACAUCAAAGGAAACAUCAUGCUGAAGAGAGCAGAGAAGGCCCAACCUGAUGACCAAACCCUGGAUGGAGGAUGGGGAUGGAUGAUUGUGCUUCACUUUUUCCUGGUAAAUGUGUUUGUGAUGGGAACCACCAAGACUUUUGCAAUUUUUUUUGUGGUCUUUCAAGAGGAGUUUGAAGGUACCUCCGAGCAAAUUGGUUGGAUUGGAUCCAUCAUGUCAUCACUUCGUUUUUCUGCAGGUCCUCUGGCGGCUACUAUUUGCGAACUGAUUGGAGAGAAAGCUACCUCCAUUCUCGGGACAUUGCUUGUUGCUGGUGGCUAUGUGAUCAGCAGCUGGGCCACAAGUAUUCCCUUUCUUUGUGUGACUAUGGGACUUUUACCUGGUUUGGGUUCUGCAUUUUUGUACCAAGUAGCUGCUGUGGUAACUACCAAAUACUUCAACAAACGAUUGGCUCUCGCUACUGCUAUUGCCCGUUCUGGGAUGGGACUGACAUUUCUAUUGGCCCCCUUUACAAAAUUCCUGAUAGAUCUUUAUGACUGGACAGGUGCCCUUUUAUUAUUUGGAGCUAUUGCGCUGAAUUUGGUGCCUUCUAGUAUGCUCUUAAGACCUAUCCAUAUCAAAAGUGAGAACAAUUCUGAUAUUAAAGUUGGCAAUUUAUCUGCAAGUGGUCCAGAGGUAAUGUAUGGAACAGAAACACAUGGUAAUGAGACACAAGAGUAUUUCAUCAAGGACAGUACUCUGCAGAAAGCUGGACAACCUGAUGAAAUUUUAACAGUUUCACAAAAUCGAAGUGAAGAGAUCAACAGUGGGCCUAACAGGAAUAAACUGUUAAUCACGAGUAAUGAAGAAAGUUGUAAGGAAAAGGCUAUUUCAUGUAGUUGCAAACAGAAACUCUUUGACCUUUCUCUCUUGAGGAAUCCUUUCUUCUGCAUAUUUACCUGUUCAUUUCUCCUCAGUCAGUUGGCAUAUUUCAUCCCUACUUUUCACCUAGUUGCCAGAGCCAAAACACUGGGGACUGACAUCAUGGACGCCUCCUACCUCGUUUCUGUGGCUGGUAUCGUUGAGACAGUCAGCCAGCUUAUUUCUGGAUGGGUUGCUGAUCAAAACUGGAUCAGGAAGUAUCAGUACCACAAGUCUUACCUCAUCUUCUGUGGUAUCACUAACUUGCUUGCUCCUUUAGCCACCACAUUUCCACUACUUAUGACCUAUACCAUCUUCUUUGCCAUUUUUGCUGGUGGUUACCUGGCACUGAUACUUCCUGUACUGGUUGAUCUGUCUAAGAAUUCUAGAGUACACAGAUUUUUGGGACUUGCUAGUUUCUUUGCUGGCAUGGCUGUGCUUGCUGGACCGCCUACAGCAGGCUGGUUAUAUGACUAUACAGAGACGUACACUGGCUCUUUCUACUUCUCUGGAACAUGCUAUCUCCUCUCCUCACUGUCCUUUUUCUUUGUACCACUGGCUGAGAGAUGGACAAGCAAACAGUUUCCAGAAGGAAAGAGGACUACAAUCAAGUGAUGAAAGUUUAACAAAAGAAAACAUAGAUUAGUAAGUUUUUGGAAAUAAAAGCUUAGAAGAUGAUUCCUUGUUUGUGAAAUGAGAAGGUAAACCAGAUAGUUUUUAUGUUCCUCCUUGUUUUAGCACUCUGAAGAAUAUCUAUCCCGGUAGAAAGUGUACUAUAAUAAAUUAAUCCUAAUUCUCCA